Messenger RNA from Xenopus tropicalis (tropical clawed frog), 2784 nucleotides. It is a transcript of the gene madcam1, whose product is annotated as mucosal vascular addressin cell adhesion molecule 1. Gene Ontology annotation, molecular function: integrin binding involved in cell-matrix adhesion. The record is from RefSeq and is a predicted model, not a curated record. Gene Ontology annotation, cellular component: membrane. Bases 810 to 2393 code for a protein of 527 amino acids. The transcript has 5 exons. NCBI's taxonomy places the organism in Eukaryota, Metazoa, Chordata, Amphibia, Anura, Pipidae. Gene Ontology annotation, biological process: positive regulation of lymphocyte migration; integrin-mediated signaling pathway; cell-matrix adhesion.
UUUUUCAACCUAUGUAACUUAUGUAGUUGAGUGAUCCUACCACAGACUCACUGAAUUUUACACAGAUGUGAAGAAACAAAACAGAGAAAUAUGAUAAAGAAAAUGGCAAUGUCCUAAAGUGCGCUAAAGCGUUUAACAUGCGACGAUCACCAAUCUGCAUUAUAAGGUAUGUGUGCAAAAACUGCCUCACCAAAAAUAAGUUUAGUAUGUUAAUGUAAAAAUGGAGUCUUAGCAGAUUCUCUGUGAUAAACUGAAAAUUCUAAUUCUUUACCCCCCGCCCCCACACAGCACAAACUUUAAUUGGCUUUUAAAUCAAGUUAUGGCUCACAGAAAAAGUUUAAUUGCUAAGAUCUAGUGCCAGUUAAAUAGGAACGAGAAAUACAUCCAAUUUUAUACGUCCAGUAGCCCGUAAUAAUUCAAAUUGCACUAGACCAACAAAAGCAUUGCUAUGACCAAAGGUCUUAAAUGUGAGUUUGGCAGUGCUUCCGGUUAAAUUACACAUACUUAGAUACACUCACAUAGUGAAGCAUAAAAAGUUGCAGACCAAAAGUUCAUAAAUCAUAUCUUCUUUUCUUCAGAAAUAUAUCACUUUCCAUAUCCUAGGUUAAUACCCAUUUGGGAAGGGAAUUCCUUCUUCAUUGUUCAUUACACCUUCCUCUAUCUUUGCCCAGCCCCCAUCCUCUAGAUUUCCCUGCAGACCAAAGAGUCCCCAUUUCUAGCCAAAUUUACAGAGAUAUAUAACUGAGGAGCAGGGUAAAAGCGAGCAGAAUGUGAGGAAGUAGGUUGGAGAAACAAACCCUGAAAAACACAUGGCUCCUUUAUACUCUUCAUUCAUUCUGUUAUAUCUACUACAUCACUUUCUGUGCCAAGCACAGUACAAGUUAUCCAUAGCCCCUCAAAAUCCAGUGGUGUCAUUGUGGGCAUCAGUUCAACUUAACUGCUCAAUCAAUUGCCCUGGAGGCUCUACUGCCUGGAAGGGACUUGAUACCAACCUCGGAGGCCUUUAUAUAGGCACAGGCUUUAGCGUGCUGAACAUUCAGAAUGCCAGCAUCUCUAUGGAGGGGACCAUGAUAUGUGUUGGAAUCUGCCCUGGGGCUGACAAAAAGCAUUAUAUGGGCAAUGUGGUCCUGCAUGUAUAUGCCCUGCCAGAGUCACUGCUCCUUAGUGCGCACCCUGAAUCAGAGCCCCCAUCUCUGCAUUGCUUCAUGAGGGCGGCAUUUGUGACAUCAGAAAUUAAAGUCAAGUGGUUUAAAGGUUUAGAGAGUUUGAGGUCCUCCAACCAGGAUGAGAAGUGGUAUGAAGAUGAGAAUGGCUUAAGCUAUUAUACAUGGAUUCUGCCAGUUGCAGGAGAUGCUGAGUGGGCACCAGGAACCUCAUAUCGAUGUGAAGUAGAAAUAGAUUUUAGUGGACAUGUGUUUACAAGAGAAGGAAUCCUGCACCUUCCACCAAAAGAUACAACUGUCAUAAAUGCAGUCACCUCCCAAACUGUAGGCCUCCACGCCACCAGUGCAGAAAGUUCGACCAUCAUCUAUACUGUCCCAUCCUCUAAAGGAUACACUAAAACCUUGCACAAAGUUUUGAAUCCUACACAAGAAUAUGAGUCCAAGUUACCCAUGGACACUGGCACACAGGCUGUUCUGAAAAGUCCAUCAGAGAGUCACACGCAGCUUAUAACUGCAACUAUACCAAGCAGCAUCUUGCCAGUCAGUGAAGAAAACCACAGUAGCCAUCCUGUCAGAAGGUUUACAACAGCCAUGCCAACUGCAUUUCAGAAGGUCUUUCAAACAGUAUCUGCCAUUAAAAGAAACACAACCAAAACUGUUAGCACAAAUAUUAACAUUCUAAGGUAUUUCAAAACCCUCACUGGCUUUCAAGGAACUUCAUCUGUCUCUCUUGCCUCUCAUACUACUGAACAUGGUAGCACCAUGAAAGAAAGCCAAACAUCUAUUCAUUCUUAUAACACCCAACCAGGUAAUCUCAAGAUGGAAAGCCUUUCAUCUAUUUCUGCAGAAGGGACAACAACCCAAACGAUGUCUGUUGAACAUCCAUCCACACCAUUACCACCUGUUCCUCAAAGUAGCAUGCCGAAUAGUUGGGUACGACUAAGCCCUUCUCCUAGUCCUACUACAAUAGGUCAAUUUGAGUCUUCCCAAGAGAUCCCUGCUACAAAUGAAAUUCCUAUCACAACAGUUCCAAAAGAUGGAUUGGCAUUAACCUGGACCAUUGUCCCAGCAUUUGGCCUAAUAGGAAGCCUUAUGCUCUCAUUUCGACUUUGGAGAGCCUUGAAACAGAAAGGCUCCUUCAUACCUAAACAGCUGUAUCCUGAGCAGAGUUGGUCGGUCAAGCAGAAUGGGAUUUCCAAUAGGCAGUUCUUACAUUUAAACUCACCAUGAUGCCAUAGCAUUUGAGACAAAAGACUAAGAUUGGGCUAUCUGUUAGAAACAAGCCUACAGAGCCUACGAAAAGCAGAUGGAAUGUUCCUUUUGCAGUCAAAACUGUGACAAUAGACUUUAAAAUAACAACUAUCGCUAAACUGCAGCAUUUUACUAUGCUGUAAAAUAGAUUCUGUACUGACUUCAUGUUAAGUCCUACAUAUAAUGUGAUUUGCCAGUGGCAAACUUAGAAUAAUAAAAUGUUAUUUCUAUUUUUGUAAUCAAAAUUAUCUGUGUUUGUCAUUUAGGAAUAUACUUUUCUUAUUAUUAAUUUUUAUUGCAUCUCUGGCUUUAAUAGGGAGCCAAUUUCUCCAAAAAAAAAAAAAGAUGGCUAUAUAUAUUAUUCAUUAUA